GAAGUCAACAUGAAGAUCCAACGCAUUGGGGCUCUUGCCUCUUUCCUCGCAGCUGCUGUUGCGAAGGAGAUCAAGCCCGAUCUGCAGAGGGGCGCUGAGCUCUAUGACAGUGGUAUCAUGCACGAGCACCUCAUGAGCCUCAAGAUGGACCACUGGGCUGCCGAAAAAGCCGCCGGUCUCAUGAACUCAUCCGUGUGGCCGCGCCUAAACUACACCAAGUGCAUCGACGGCAAGGCCGAGGCGAUCCCAGGCGAUCCUCUCCACACUUUCAAGUGCAAGAACGCGGAUCUCUACGACUUCUUGCCCCACUCCGCCAUCGGUUCACCUAUUGGCAACGCCGACGGCGAGGUUGGCAGCUCCGCUUGGGGUUGGACUGACGAGGAGUCCGGCAGAGAGUUCAUCGCUGCCGGCCUCUUCCAAGGUGCCUCGUUCAUCGAAAUCCUCCCCACCGGCAAGAUGCGCCACGUCGGCUUCCUGCCCUCCUUCGGCACCCUAUCCGAGAACUCGCUCUGGAGGGAGAUCAGGGGCUACAAGCACUACAUGCUGAUCGGAUCCGAGCAGAACGGGCACGGUGUCCAGAUCUUCGACAUGAAGAAGCUGCUUGACAUCACCGACGAACAAGCUCCCCGCCAGUUCGCCCAGUCCGAGGUCACCGGCCACUUCACCGAGCUUCCCAUCGGUGCCACCCACAACGUUUUGUCCAACGAGGAGCUGGAGUAUGGUGUUGCCGUCGGUGCCCGUCCCCGCACCGACGCCUGCAAGAGUGGAUUGAUCUUCUUCGACCUCAAGGACCCCUCCAACCCCAAGAAGCUUGGUUGCCACGCCGACGAUGGUUACGUGCACGAUGCUCAGUGCCUCGUCUACCGUGGCCCCGACAAGCGCUACGAGGGCAGGGACAUCUGCUACGGUUACAACGAGGACACCCUCACAAUCUACGAUGUUACCGACAAGACCAAGACCAACAUCAUCUCCCGCACGGGGUACGAGGGCUCCAGCUACACCCACCAGGGCUGGGUUCUCGACAAGAACAACCAGGAGUACCUCUUGAUGGACGACGAGUACGAUGAGUACGAUGGCAUUGCAGGUCCCGGCCAGGACGGCUUUGCUGCCACGUACAUUUGGGACAUUAAGGAUCUAGAGAACCCUAAGCAGACUGGUGUCUACAAGGCCAGCGUCCGCGGUAUCGACCACAACCAGUACGUCGUCGACGGCUACUCGUACCAGUCCAACUACAUCAACGGCUUCCGCGUCUACGACGUCUCUUCGAUCCCGUCGGACCCCACCGGAGCUGGCGUCUGCGAGACGGCCUUCUUCGACAUCUACCCCGAGGACGACUCGGCGCCCGGCGGUGGCGUCCUGCAGUUCAGCGGCAGCUGGGCCAGCUACGCCUACUUCAAGUCCGGUUACAUCUUCAUCAACACCAUCGAGCGCGGCGCCUUCGUCGUCAAGCUGACCAAGAAGGAGCGCUGCAACAACAAGGCGACGUGCAACGCCGACAACUGCCUGCGCGCCAUGCGCUCGACCUCGGUCGCCGGUCGCCUGGAGGAGAGCCAGCAGUUCUGCGGAGAGUUCACCAAGACGCACGUCUACGACGUCAGCGUCGUGCCCGAGUUUGCCUCAAAGGCCUGCGGCGAGAACGUCAUCUCCAGGGUCAGCUCGGCCUGCAACUGCCUGCCCACCCCGACCCCUGCCGCCUAA
Pyricularia pennisetigena is the source of this 1698-nucleotide messenger RNA. RefSeq lists its product as uncharacterized. The annotation marks the transcript as partial. The record is from RefSeq and is a predicted model, not a curated record. NCBI's taxonomy places the organism in Eukaryota, Fungi, Ascomycota, Sordariomycetes, Magnaporthales, Pyriculariaceae. The transcript has 4 exons. Gene Ontology annotation, cellular component: extracellular region.